Molecule: messenger RNA, 1587 nt
Organism: Diaporthe citri
Lineage: Eukaryota; Fungi; Ascomycota; Sordariomycetes; Diaporthales; Diaporthaceae
Exons: 5
Coding region: 1-1587 (528 amino acids)
Biological process (GO): pectin catabolic process
Molecular function (GO): carbohydrate binding; carbon-oxygen lyase activity, acting on polysaccharides
Source: RefSeq, a predicted model, not a curated record
AUGGUCACAUUUCCAUUUGUUGUGGCCGCGGCGGCUGCUUUCAGCCAAGGUGCACUGGCUGCUUUCGGGCUCACCUCUGGUAGCAGCUCAUACACUGUCGACACCGGUGGUGACCUUGUUUACGUAGUAUCCAAGUCCAACGGCGAUAUCACCAGCUUGAAGUACAAAGGAGUCGAGUACCAAGGGACUUCCAAGAAUACCGCAAUCAACUCUGGACUGGGCUCCUCGACCGUGACUGGCGAGACCGUCAACGGGUAUAUCAAGAUCACAGUCGCGUCGAGCGGCAACCCUGUCACGCAAUACUACGUGGCGAAAAAUGGUGAUCCGACAAUCUAUAUGGGAACCUACAUCACUGGAGAGGUUGACCCCGGUGAGCUUCGCUGGCUUGCUCGCCUGCGGACAAAUCUGCUGCCGACCGGCGUCCAUGGCAACGUUGGUGACACGCGGGGCUGCACCGCUUUCGAGGGCAAGGAUACCUUCAAGUGCUCCAACGGCGAGACGAGAUGUAAAAUGUACACGUCCGACAGGUUCAUUGACGACCCCGUCCAUUGUGUCACGGGCAGUAAUGUGGCGCUGUGCAUGAUAAUGCCCGGUGUUGCCUACGAAACGUCCUCAGGCGGGCCGUUCAUGCGAGAUAUCAACGGUCAGACAUCUGACGACGAACAAGAGCUCUACUGGUACAUGAACAGCGGCCAUGUGCGUACCGAGCCAUGGAGACUUGGUCUCAUGGGACCCUAUGCAAUGACCUUUACAAACGGCGGCACUCCUUCUGCAAACCUGGACACUUCUUUCUUCGGCAGCCUCAGCAUCAAGGGCUACGUAGCCUCCAGUCAACGUGGUUCUGUCUCAGGUACUGCCUCUGGUGUACCAUCAAGCUUCAAAAGCGUUGUGCACUGGUACAAUAAUCAGGCCCAGUACUGGACGUACGCCGAUUCAUCUACCGGCGCGUACAAAUCGCCGCUGAUGAAGCCCGGAACUUACACCAUGAAGCUGUACAAGGGCGAAUAUGAAGUCUCGUCAGACUCGGUCACAGUCACUGCCGGUGGAACUGCGACAAAGAACAUCGCCUCUAAGGAGGCUCAGCGCACACCGAUCUUCCGCAUCGGCGAGUUCGACGGCGAGCCCUUUGAGCUGAAGAACGGCGAUAAGAUUACUCGCAUGCAUCCCUCGGACACCCGAAUGUCAUCGUGGAGCGGAACUUACACCGUCGGGUCCUCCGCUGCCAAGGAUUUCCCAAUGGCUAUCUGGUCAAAGCAAGGCAGCCCUGCCACCAUCAACUUCAACUUGGCGUCAUCCCAGGUUAAGGACCUGACACUGCAUAUCGGCACAACACUGUCGUUCAAGGGAGGCCGUCCCAUACCCAAGAUCGGCAGCUGGACCGGAAAGGACCCAGGUGCACCGACACUCAUCGACUCUCGUGGUGUGACCCGUGGUGCCUAUCACGGCUACAACGAACAGUACACUUGGGCUGUCCCAGCCAGUGCUUUGAAAGCGGGAGCAAACACGCUGACCAUCAGUGUGGGCGGCUCAGGGGAUGCAACUUGGCUGAGCGCGAACUUCAUUUUCGAUGCUGUAGAGCUGUACUAG